CUCUCUCUCUCUCUCUCUCUCUCUCUCAGUGCAACCUCCAGUCCCCCACACGCAAAUCGUGCCGCUCAAGAGUUGGCACCAACCUGACACAUCCAUGGAGCUCCGUUUUCGCCGUCAGCGUGAUUGCGCAAUAUUACAUUUUAAAAUGAUAUAGGAGGGGGGACACCGAUACCAUCAAAAGCAACAAAAAAAAAGACAGAUAGCUGGCGUAUUUACGCCGACUGCGUCCCCACCUUCUCCGUGAUAAAACUUUUCCUACCCUGCUGUUGGUUCUGCCCAAAUCGUUCGCUUUUUCUUCCCUUCCCAUUUUUUCUCUGCAAAGAUUUUUUUAUUUAUUAUUGCGCACUGGUAUCUAGAAUGGAUGGGGCAGUCGCCGGCAGAAUGUGCCCUGCUAUUCGAUCUCAGAGUCGGCCGCAGCAAGUGAUGCUGACCCAGAAGAAGAUCAAAGCGCGGAGGAAAAAGCGAAAGGAGUUGCUUCUGGUCCAGAUGUGCUUCAUGGGAUUUUUGCUGUUGGUCGUGUCGGGGCUUUCCUUGCUGGCUGAAAAUUCAGGUUAUGACACAUCCAGCCGCCCCGCCGAUGAGAAGGACGGGUGGAGCGGGCGGCGCCUCCUGCAGGAGCUCGAGAGCAACGACACCGAGGAGAGAGCGGUCUCCAAGAACUGCACUGAGCCAGCCCUGCACGAGUUCCCCACGGACCUCUUCUCCCACAAGGAGCGAACGGAGGGAGCGGUGGCACUGCACGUGCUCUGUGCCGUGUACAUGUUUUGUGCUCUGGCGCUGGUCUGUGAUGACUACUUCGUUCCCUCCAUGGAGAAGAUCUGUGAGCGCCUGCACCUGAGCGAGGACGUGGCGGGGGCCACCUUCAUGGCGGCCGGCAGCUCAGCUCCUGAACUCUUCACCUCCAUCAUCGGAGUGUUCAUCACCAAGGGCGACGUGGGGGUGGGCACCAUCGUGGGCUCCGCCGUCUUCAACAUCCUCUGCAUCAUCGGGGUCUGCGGCCUCUUCGCGGGCCAGGCUGUCCGGCUCUCCCAUUGGAUGUUGCUAAGAGACUCGGCCUUCUACACGCUCUCCGUGGCCGCUCUCAUCGCGUUCAUCCACGAUGAAAAAGUCUCCUGGUGGGAGUCCCUCGUCUUGGUCCUGAUGUACCUGGUUUACAUAUUGAUCAUGAACUUCAAUUCGCGGUUGCGGCGCUUCGUCGACCGGCGGAAGAAGAGCUCCGUGAACUUGGCCAACGGUACGACCGGCGGAGCGGACGUCGACGACGGCGGCGCCUGCGACGCCACCGUGGUGCUGCUGAAGAAAGCCACGUUCCACCGCAAGCCGUCGGUGCUGAUGGUGGACGAGCUCCUCUCGGCCUACCCGCACCAGCUGUCCUUCUCCGAGGCCGGGAUGCGCAUCAUGAUCACCAGCCACUUCUCCCCUCGAACCCGGCUCACCAUGGCCUCCCGCAUGCUCAUCACUGAGAGGCAGCGGCUGAUCAGCAGCAGGUCCUUCAGUAACGGCGACUCCGAGGUGACGGUUCGGGUCCCGGGGAGGCGGGGCGUGGAGAACGGUCUGGGCGGGGCCGAGAGGGGUCUGAACGGACACCGCGGCGGGACGGGCGAAGACGACGGGGGAGGGGUGGAGGCCGGGAACGAGACGGAGAACGAGGACAACGAAAAUAACGAGGAGGGGGAGGAGGAGGAAGAGGAGGAGGAAGAUGACAGCGAAGGGCCGCUCCUACCCUUCCACGUCCCAGCUGGGGCCUGUAACAGGCUGAAGUGGCUGCUGGUGUGGCCGCUGUGCCUGCUGCUGUUCUGCACGGUGCCCAACUGCGCCAGCCCGCGCUGGGAGCGCUGGUUCAUGGUCACCUUCGUCAACUCCACCCUCUGGAUCGCCGGCUUCUCCUACAUCAUGGUCUGGAUGGUGACCGUGAUUGGCUACACGCUGGGCAUCCCUGACGUCAUCAUGGGCAUCACGUUUCUGGCAGCGGGCACCAGCGUUCCCGACUGCAUGGCCAGUCUCAUCGUGGCACGGCAAGGUCUAGGAGACAUGGCCGUCUCCAACUCCAUCGGCAGCAACGUGUUUGACAUCCUGAUCGGGCUGGGCCUCCCCUGGGCCCUGCAGACCCUGGCCAUCGACUACGGCUCUUAUAUACACCUGAACAGCAGAGGAUUGGUGUUCUCUGUGGGUCUGCUGCUGGCCUCCGUGUUCCUCACAGUUCUGGGCGUUCACCUGAAUAAGUGGGUGCUGGACCGGCGGCUGGGCGUCGUCUGCCUGCUGAUGUACGGCGUCUUCCUCUGCUUCUCCAUCCUCAUCGAGUUCAACGUCUUCACCUUCGUCAACCUGCCCACCUGCCGCGAGAUCCUCUGACGCGUCGCACGGAACGAAGGCGUCGGCUUGUGCGGGGUUUUCCCCCCUCUCUUUAAAAAAAAAAAUUUUGAAUUAUCACUUGCAGAGGUUUUUUGUUGUUUUUUCCUAUUUAACCUCGGUGCAAUAUGAACAAAGGCUGUGUUUCGCCUGUAGGGGGCGCUGAAGAGUACAGGGAAGUGGCGGUGUAUCUGUUAUACACUCAGGCAGGUUAGAAACACAAGCAAAGUCAUUUUUUUUGGUCGUUGUCGUUGAGUCCAGCUUGACUUGACGGGAACAGAGCGGGGGCGCCAUUUGGGGCGGGGGCGCCGUUUGGUCAUGACUGACAGGGGCCCAGAAAGAGCCGUCCCGUGAUUGUGCAGGGAUGGGGGUACCGGGGCCCAAAAUCCCUGGUAGUACCCCUGGAACAGAGGAACAUUUUUUUUGGGGAAUUUUGUAAGGAUGAAUGGACCUGUCUUAUUACAGCCCUAUAUCACUAUUGUAUAUUUUGUAAUGAGAUUUUGUUCUAUUGGCUGCUAAUUUGCUGAGAAGAAGUUGGACUGAAGGGAACAUUCUACUGGAUUAUUAUUAUUAUUAUUAUUAUUAUUAUCACGUUUCGUGUUUUUGGGGAAUUUAUUGAGAGAUGCAUUUAGUACUAUUUGAAAGGUACAGGUGACCUGUUGUACAUAUUUGUUGAUAGGGAUGAUGUGGGUGAAGUUGGGUGAAGUUUUAACUCCAGAUCCUUCUUCUGUCUCGGGGCAGACUAAGCUCCUCCUUCCUGUUGUACCUGUGCAGGUGUAUCCCAGGUAAUCCAGGUGUGUCGGGACCUUCCUCCAUAAUCUUGUCCAGUGUUACAGAAACCUCUCUCUCUCCCCCCUGUCUAAAUUUAAUUCACUGUUCAAGGAUUUAUUGCAGUGAAGGAAAACAUAGGCCUUUUUUGCCUUGUUUCUGAACGAUGUGGCACAACUCAUCAUUUUGACAUUUGAGAGAGUAGAGUUUCCAGUGUUGGACUCACAUUACCUAAUGCUUCUACUACCUGUCUCUGCUACCUGUUGUAACAUGGAGAUGCAGUACAGCAGUAUUAGAAGUCACAUGGAUUAUAUGGUAUUUGCCCUUUGUACAUUUAGAGACUUUAUUUAUUUAUUGAUCUACUGAGUGCAAUUUAAAGUAGAAUUUAAAUUAUUUUUUCCAAAAACCAUUUGGUAGCCCGGUAGCUGUCCCAAAGACGAGAGGACCCUGGAGUCUCAGUCCCGCACUGUCACUUUAUCAUUCAGAGCCUCUUGUGUGACUCUUUUUUUUUUAACGGGACCCUUUGCUUCACGCUUCCUUUGCCUGUUUAGUGACCCCUUUUGAUCUAUUAUGCCAACCUGAAUUUUCGGUCUUCACGUGGCAGCUUGACCGUGACAGUGAAUCGCUCUGUCAUUUUCUUUUUUUUAUUCAAGCAAUUAUGUGACUGAGGAAAAGAUGUAGCUACACACUUUGACUGCUGGGAAUGAUUUUAAUAGCCGUAUUUCGCAAAGGGCUCGCUCUCCAUUGGAUGUUUUUUUUUUUUUUUUUUUUUUUUAAUGGGGUGAUUUCAGUGCAAUGACCCCAGAGAUCUGACCUCUGUAAACUGGUUUUCCUAGGAGGGUCCUGGGUCCUGGGUUUGUCUGGGCUGUGAGUUUCUUUUCCUUGAGGUGAGCACGGCAGGGUUUACUGCAACACCUGAGGUCCACCUUGGGUAAGGAGAUCCAUAGUCUGGACGUUUUAGAGGUAGCCCCAAAAUACCUUGUUUCUGCACACAGUACAGGAGGCCAUUUUGAUAUUUAAGUUAUGCGCUCCUGGGAUGGUUCAUCCUUGAAGUGUGAUGCCUAUUCAGGUAUUUGUGUCGUAAGGAUUGUUUAAACCUCUGAAAAACACAGAGUGGCACAUUUUCUUGCUUGUAAUCUUACGAGGUCCAGUUGUCUGGUAAUUCGUGAGUGGUGAAUACAGUUGUUAAAUGGUGGAGGGUGGUGUUCUGGGGGCCUGUGUUCUCUUAUGCGCAGAAGGGUUUGGGCAUGGGUACCACAAGGGAUCCCCUUUAGCAGUUUCCCUCCUGGAUGGGGACAGAUGCGCACACGAAGGCGCCCUGGCCUUUUCUUCGCGACGGUCGCCACGGGGUACGGGAGAACCUUCCGGAAGUUUCCACGGGCUUCUAGAGAGAGCUCUGGUCCAGGAAGCAGAGCGGUGUGACGUGUCACUCCGGAUGGAAAUCACAGCACUGCACUGGACUCACCUGUUAACAAGCAAAGACAUAAAACCGGUGAAUUAAGGACCUUCGCAUUACCGAGAUUCUGGAUCUUUCCCUCUCUUUUGGAUACAGAAGGAGUUAUUUUAGCAAAUAAACGAUGAGUAAUGUUUCUAUGUAGUUGCUGCACAGCAGAUCUAUAAAUACGAGUUCUGUUUGGCGGAUGUAAUAGUCCAUCGGCACAUCUCUGUUGAACGAGGUUAUUCUAUAAACCAAGCGACACAUGUAAGUUAUUCUUGAUAUUGUAUCUUAAAUGUUAUUUAAAUUUAAUUGAAUUAAUGAACUGAUCUUUAAAAAAAGGUAUUGCUGGGAAAGUUGUGUUUUUAUAUAAUGAAAUGACUAUUUGUAAUUUGUAAUGCACACGUUUAGAAAUGUUUUAUUCUGAAUGGUAGAACGUACUUUGAAAUAAUUAUCGCCUGUCUCUUUUUUAGUGUUUUUAAAGUUUCAGUUUUCAAGUUGACAAUAGAACUGUUGUCACCCAUAUGGAAAAAGUAGUAAUGUCAAUAUAUGGUUAAAUAUGAAAUUUAAAAAUUUAAUAGAGUAGAAAUUUAUAUUUAUGACAAAAUGUACAGCCUAUGUUUCAAAAUAUACUGAUUAUUGGCACUUUCAUAUAUGUAAAGAGUAUGAUUUAUGUGCGUUCAUUGUAUGGUACAGAAUAUCUACGACCUAUGUAUAUGUAUAUAAUUCUGCUAUAUAUUUUAGAAUUAUGCUGCAUGCAGAUAACAUUACAGUGCUCUAUAUAUGAAAGUGACAAUAAUUCAUAUUUUUUAUAAUUUGUCUAUUUUUGAACUUGUUGUAAACAAUUAUUCAUAUUUUGUUUUCAGUUUUUUUGAUGUUGCACUUUCUCUUGUCAAACUAAUUAACAUUUUUUUCUCCCUCUCUCUCUCUAUGGAGAAGGAACUUUUGACUUUUUGCAGGUUGUUCUCAGAAAAUGCCACGGCACACGUAUAACAUGUUUUAUAUGUCAAAAUUCAGAAUGUUAAAAUGAACGGCUCGCUGUUCUUUUAUCUCAGUGUGUUGGAUUAGGGUCCACCCCUGUAAUGGGUUUCUCAAACACCCAAGUUCUGUCGUUCUUUUCUGUUAAUAUUGAUUUUGGCAGACCAUCCAUAAUACCUGCAAGAUGCCAUAAUGAUGUUAUAUACCCUCAUUUUUGCAGGACUGAAGAUUAUUUCAGUCUCUCAGUGGAGUAUUGAUUAUCACUAAAUGUCAAAAUAGAAUAGAUCUUUCUGGUGGCUGUCCACAAGAGGGGUGUCUGUAAGCAGGGUAAGAUGUAAUUGAUUUAUUUUGGGGGGGGGGGGGGGGCUAUAAAUUAUAAAUGCUUUCUCCUCUUCAGUUGUGACUAAGCACUUUUCCUCUUUGGCCAUAGCCCAGCAUGCUUUGAGAAAGAUGGAUGUGUGUUUUUAUGAAUGUAAAGCUUUACGACCCACUGCUUGGUUUCAUGUGUCGUUACGGUUAGGGUUAGGGUUUUUGUUGUUAUUGUAAGCCAAAUGGAAGUUGGGUCGAUUGCUGUUGGGAUGCCAAAAUCAAAAUGUACGAGGUGGAUGGGAUUAUUAUUGAUGCUCAAAAUCACAGGUUUGGAUAAUGCCAUUUUGAUACAGGUUAGACCUCUGAUUCUUUGUACGGUAAGACAUGCACUACGGUAAUGGUACACAAACACGAUGUUCUUGAACCACUGAAUGCAGCAAUUUUUAGGUUCGACCGUGUGAUUCAUACUCUUUCUGUCCAGAGCAUUGUCACACCAUACCAAAGCCAAAACUUUAAUCAAUAACUCAAAGGCACGUAUCAGUGCCCAUAUUUCUAUCAUUUUUCUGAUAAAUGUCUAAGGCCUCUAAAACUGCAUUUCUGAUUGAUCUUACCUACUUGCAGUACUGUACAUUUGCAGCAGCUGCAGGCAUAUCUAGUUUUUGGCUAUUUCUAUUUACGUAUGUCUGCUCUUAAUAUUGUUAUUUAUACUAACUAGUUACAAGGUGUAAAAAGUUAAAAAAAUUUUUUACAGAUGCCAACUUUAAAUACUAUGCCUUUUCCUUAGAUUAUAUUUGAGAAGAGUAUCAUGGCCCCUGAUCCUAGUGAUAGUUAGACUAUACAUUUGCACUUGGUGGCUUUAAUACUGUUUUUUGCAGCAGUUUGCAUGAUCCUCCAUGUCUGCGUAUUACAGCUUUUACAGAUUCUGGGAAAGGGCUGCAGGGUUGUAAGGCCCUUACUACUAAUGCAACCAGCUUUCCCCUGUGAAUUUAUGUCAAAAGCAAAACACGUUCUAGUAAAAAAUUUUGAAUAAUUUGUAAUGUUAACAGUUGACAUGUUGUCUGUAUGUGUGUCUAUAAAUAUAUAGACAAAAAGUAUUGGUUAUUUGUGUAGAUAUGCAGUUCAUUUGCGUUUGUCUGUUGUGGUAGGUCACCCCUCAGUUCACUCACAGAGUGAAACUUUAAUAUGAAAACGUAUUUAUUUUUUGUCAAACAGCACUUGAUAGAGAUGAUGGCUUGUGGCCUCAGGACAUAAUAUCAAGCAUGCUUUCAAUUGCUUUUUUGUUUGUUUGUUUAUUUUCAUAUUUUUGCUGACUUACCAUAGGCGUGUAGCAAUUUCAGAGAGUUCCUGAUCUGUAGCACAGUACUGAAACCUGAAAAAAAGAGUCUGAAACCAUUUUUUGUUGCAUUUUUUGUCUUAUGUGCCGAAUAGAUUUCUUCAGGUCUCCCAUUUAUAAAUCUGAACUUUGCCACAAUAAGAAUAAAUAUAAACAACCUUACUUAAGGUCAGAUAGAGGUGAACCGUUGCCUACUGUGCAGUAAUGCGUAAAAUGCACUUUAGUGCGUUCAACUCUAACAGUGUUACUUCAACUCUUAACAGAUAGCACUUGCCCCAACACUAUUAGAGUUGAAUUGACACUGCUAGAGUUGAACACUGGAUAUUAUACUGUGAAACCCAUUGGAACUGCAACCAUGUCAGAAUACUAUAAUACUUGCAUAAAAAUUACUGGGACAUAGGAAUUUGUUAACAGAUCUGGAGUAAUUAACUUUGUGUACGUAACUGUUCGUAUUAUUUCCAGUCAACCAGUUGCAUCACAAUUAAUUUAAACGAUAAAAUUGUUUUUCCGACAUUCUGUGCUGUGAGUUCAUGGCCACCAUACAUUUUCUUAGGUCUUUGAUUCUCAAGUGUGUAUUCACACACAAACGCACACGCGCGCUCACACACACACAUACACACAUAAUAAAUGCUCAUCUUCGGGUAGCUACAUUUCUCAUAGCAGCACCGAUAUUGUUGAUUCGUCUAUCCAAUUAUCCAAUCAGAUAGUCCUUGAAAUAAGUUGCCAUGGCGUCCCUCUGGUAUGGCAUUAUGGGUUAUUCAAAUGCCAAGUGGAAAGUACUGUUAAUUUAUAAUGAACAGAAUGCAGAAGCAUGUUUUCUGGUCAGACUUCACUAAAAAUGUGUAAAUAAUCUAUUCUUCUUUAGGAAGGAAAGAGAAAACUGAAAAGGUAAAAACCUAGGGCGCCUGUAAUAUGUUGUUGUUGUUUUUUUUCCUAAAAGCUUUGGCCUUAGCCAAAUAGCAACAUGGAUUGAGAAUUGUCUUCUAUUAGUACAAUGCACAGUAUUGUGUGUUUUAACUUUUUUUUAUGUGAUCAAGCAUGUAUUGUUAAUACAUUUAUUAACUUGUAAAUAUGUUUUGGUUCAUUGAAAAUUGUUCUGUAUGUCACAUGGAUAAAAUAUGUGAUGAUGUUCUUGUUUUUUAUUGCUAUUUUUUUUUUUAGGUUUUAGGAUUAGAAUUUAAGUAUUAAUAUGGAAGAGUAAUAUCAUUUGGUUUGGGGGGGGGAGGAGGAGAAUAAAACAGCACAGUUCAGGUUGGUUCCUAUUUUUGCCAUGAAGUUAUUUAUUGUGGAGGAGAAGAUAAAGCAUUUCUGCCAAGGGGCAAUCCAGGUUCUAAUACAAAACUGACAAAAGGUACAUUGUGAAGAACAAUUUCUCCAGAGGUCUUAGAAUAGUCAUAGACAGUUCACCUUUCAAAAACAGUGACAAGCAAAGAUGUCAAAACUAUACUGAAGAAAGAAGAAAAGAAAAAACACCUCGAAAAAAAAAGACUUAACUCCACUCCAACAGUGACCUUGAAUGGUAUCCUUAGAAUGGAGUUCAAGCAAUACUGUUAGCAUCUACCAAUUUACUUACAUACAAACAGUGACCAGUUUACAUGAAUUAAAGAAGUUGUUUUUUCCAUUAAGGAAUUUAUUCUUUUAUAUUGAGGUUAUAUAAACAUACUACACUACAGUAGAAGGUGCGCAAUAGAAUACCUUCAAGAAAACACUCUUUUGGGGACUUGCGUUUAACAAACAAUUUUUGAAUUUUUAUGGCCCCUCAGAAAAAAAUUAAACAGAAAAAACCACAUAUAUUGCUCUGGUAGAAGCAAUGAUCAUUUUAAGAUCUUUGUGUGUACUAUAUAGUUGAAGAACUUCAGGACAGCAUACAGAGUUUGUAUGAUGUAUAUUGUAGAGAUAUAUAGUGCAAUAGAGGAGUAGAUGGACGUAAGAAGGUUUGAUAUAUAUAUAUCAUUUGGAGAAGGUCAUUUUACUAAUAUGUUUCCUUGCAACUGUGAAAAAUAUUAUAUUGUUAAAAUAUUAAUCGUUUGUGAAUCUUCAUUUUCUUGAAGACUCCUGAUGUUUUUUUUUGUCUCUCAGUGCUGUUGGGGAGAGGGGGAUGACACAAUGCAUUCUCAGAGGUCUUCUGGCAAUAAACUGAUUUACAUACCGA
This is a messenger RNA of Anguilla rostrata (American eel), 9324 nucleotides long. Its product is annotated as sodium/potassium/calcium exchanger 3-like. Gene Ontology annotation, cellular component: plasma membrane. The transcript has 18 exons. NCBI's taxonomy places the organism in Eukaryota, Metazoa, Chordata, Actinopteri, Anguilliformes, Anguillidae. The coding region runs from base 358 to 2352 and encodes 664 amino acids. The record is from RefSeq and is a predicted model, not a curated record. Gene Ontology annotation, biological process: intracellular calcium ion homeostasis; calcium ion transmembrane transport. Gene Ontology annotation, molecular function: calcium, potassium:sodium antiporter activity; calcium channel activity.